Molecule: messenger RNA, 6298 nt
Organism: Rhopilema esculentum
Lineage: Eukaryota; Metazoa; Cnidaria; Scyphozoa; Rhizostomeae; Rhizostomatidae
Source: RefSeq, a predicted model, not a curated record
CUGUGAGUAUGCAUUAUAUUUUUAUAGGAAUAUUUUCGCUUAAUCGUUUUGUUUCAAUGAUAUAUCAAAACUAGCUUCAACAAACUUUCAUCGAAACUUUUCAUUUUUUAGAACACGUUGUUUCUUUGCUUUAUCAAACUCAAGAUGAGCGCAUCAAAUGAGAAGAAAGCAAGCCGAAUUCAAAUGUUAGUUCUUAUCAGUACAAAUUGAAGAAUCGAUAUAGAACCUUCAUUUCUUGCUUUUAAUGUAAAUGUGUGUUAGUUGAUGUAUUUCUAAGCACUUUGCAGAUUUUAUAGCCCUCUUCCGUUGAAGGGAACUUUCCAUAAAUUUCUUAUCGAAGUAGUAGGCCUAUCAUGUAUCUAUUUGUGACAGGUAGACUAUCAAAACUGAUGUAGUUCUUGUUUUGUGUAAAUUAUUAUGCUAGUAAUUCAAUCUCAAAAUUUCCUUUGAGCCUUCGAUGUAAGAUUACGACAUUUUAAUUGAACAAUGUACAUUUAACUUUAUUUUUGGACGUUUUGAAUUCUUUGGCAUUAAAGUUUGUAUAAAAUUAUAAAUAUUACUGGCAAAAAAAUGUCUAUGUUUCUUGCGCUUUUCUUUUUUAUUUUAAAGAUAAAUUUCGCUUAGGCCCAAGAUGAGUUGGACAACUGCACAUGAUGUUGCAUUAUGCCGUGAGAUUCUUGUUCUGGAGCCAUAUAGAUUUAAAGUGGGUAGUAGAGAAAGGGGCCAAUGCUGGGAUUAAAUUGCAGAAAAUUUGAGUUCUUUAAGUUACCCAAAGUUUUUUGUGGACCAGAGGGCAGUAAGAGAUAGAUUCUCAAAGUUGGAGAGAUACUUUAGAAAAAGAAUGGCUAGCGAGGAACGAGCAAGUGGGAUAUCCCCAGAAAUGACAGAGCUUGAUGAAGCCCUAGAAAAUAUUAUUGAAAUGAUGGAGGAGGCAGUGAAAACUGGGAGAGGAAUUGAAAAGAAGAGGGAGGAGAAUGAGAAGCAAGUCGCAGAGAAUGUUAGAAAGCGCUCAAUGGAAACAUUAGCAGAGACAGAGAGAGAGAAGCAAGGAACAGGAAAGAGGAAGAAGAGACACUAUUAUGGCUCAGACACAAUUGAGUAUUUGAAAGAAAAAAAUGAAAGGGGGAAGCAUUUUAUGGAAAAGAAAUUGCAGUUGAAAGAAAGAGAACUGGAUGUCAAAGAGAAGGCCUUGAAAAUAAAAGAAAAGGAAGUAGAGGGGAAACUACAAUGUUGCCAAAGGGAGGAAUGGCAAAAUAAUAUGCUGCUGCAGCUUGAGGAGAAAGUCAAUUUUUUGAAUCAACAGCAGCAACAGCAGCAUUUUAUUUUGCAGGAGAUCAAAGAGCAAAAUGCUAAGAUAAUGAAUUUAAUUAAACAAAGCUCUUCAGACUAGUAAUUUUGAGGUAUUUUUUUAAAAACAUUUUAUUGACCAAAAUUUGAAAAUUCAAAUAUUACCCACUCCAAUAAAAGCUUAGAAUUGGUUAAAAAUUGGGUGUCUAUGAAGUACCAUUGGUGUCUCCAUCUUCUUACCAUAUUUUCAGAAGUGCAUGGCUUAAAGUUUGUUGCUCUCAUGGAUUUCUCUAAAAAUGCAAAUGCCUACAAUUAACUUAAAUACUAAGGGUUGAAUCACUGUGGCUUCCAUUUGAAAAUUCCAUUUAUCUGCCAAAAUUUUCUCUUCUAUUAAUGAGCAUGAUUUUUAUAAAAAAAUUUUGCUUUUUAUUGAGAGCAGUAGCUACUUGAGAAAACAUGUUAAUUUACUUAUAUUCUGAACUUUUUCCACAUUACAACUUUCAGCCUUUCAGCCUGUACUUUUUUCCAACAAGAAACAUCAAAAUUUUUUGAAAAUCAUUUGCAAAUAGCAAUGCUCAAACCUUAAUAACAUUGAUUGCAGUAUUUUUUAAAAUUUAAGAUAGUUUACAAUCUAUUGACCUUUGCUGUGUUGUUACUUGUGAAAAUUACUGUGCACAAGGCUGUAAUAAAAGUGCUUGGUACUAUAUCGACAGAGCUUCUUUUGUUUUUGCCUGAAACUAGGAGUUGCAACUUGGAGCUGUCCUCUUCUAAGCACUAAAGUAUGUUAUUAUUUCGAUGAAAUGUGGUCAUGAAAGUUGUCAAAACCGUGUGCAUAACUGAGUUUGAAAUAAUUGGCCAAGUGGUAGUUUUUAAAAAAACUUUUUUGGUUUUAAAUUUGCUGGUCUCCUUUGGCAUAUUUAUAUGAAAUAAUCUCCAAGUGCAGGAGGCUGGAGAUUAAAAUGCUCUGAGGUACUUGAUCCAUACAAGCAGGUAUUGGCAUUACGAAGGAGAGCACUGACAAUGUAGAACUGACCCACAGGACUCAACCCAAUUUUCUGAUUUUUCUUGAAGUCCAUGAAUUUAAAACUAUUGAUGAUAUCACCAAAAAUCCAUUCAACUGACACCCUAACUGUGCUCAUGGACUGAUUGAAUGCAUGCUCUUCUGGUGUCAGGUAAGGGCUUCUAGGAAAUGGGCGUUGUAAAUGAACCCUAUGGGGGUAUGCUGGAUCACCAUACAGACAUAGUGCUUGACCUUCUGGGGAGAAAGAAUACUCUGCCAGUUGAGGUAAAAGCUUCUGAAGCUUCCUCUUAAAAAUGUCUCUUCCUUAAGUUGCCUGUAUUCGAUUGGUAACAUGUUCCAAUAUCUGAAAGUUCUUGGGAAAAAUGAAGUUGAUAUUAGCGCCAAUAUUGAUAAACUGCCGCUGACUUCUCCCUUGAAGCUGUAUUGGUGCCAUUAUGUAGAAUGGAAUGUUAACAGCAAUAUAAUCAUUUACUGCCUGAAGAGGCAUGACCUUGCAGCAUAGCGCCUUUCUUGAAGGGUUGGCCAUUUGAGUUCUUUUAACACAUCAGAGACACUAGAGUGUCAAUCAUAAUCUCAUCCAUAAAUUAUUUCAGACGUCAAGUUAAAGCUUUCCUAUUUGCUCAGGAGCCCAAAGAACAAAUAAUGCAAAAAAUAUCAUCAUGCAUGUCAUUCCAAAAGACCUCGAGGAACAUCAACCAUAUCCUUGUAAAGAUAUAGGAGAUCUGUUCUCUGUGAAAUGCUCACAGACGAAGGUCAACAAUGCAAAAGUUGUCAGUCAGUAGACAAUGAGAGCUCUAUCAUCAAGGCAAUGGGAGCAAGAAAACAAAGAUCUAUGAUACCUGCAAAAACCAAAGCCCCAGUGUCAAAGACAAGUCCUUGGAGAAUAAAGCUCACUUUUCAAGCACAAAGAAUAAAAUGUGCACAGCUUGCAAAAAGAAAUUGUUCAAUAAAGAAGAGCUUUUUCAGUCAAGUUUUCGAGUUGAUGAUGAUUUAAGUAGAGACUUUUUAACAAUUCUUGAUCAAUCAAACACUGAAUGAAACCAACUUUUAUGAAACUGUUUUGGGAACGGCAGAAAAAGCUUUUCUCAGCAAAACCAAAGGGGAUUAGAUACCAUCCUAUGGUUAUCAGGUUUGCCUUUCAUUUUCUGCAAAGUCCCCUGCUUGCUAUGAGGAAUUGAGAAACAGCAAAGUCCUUAUUCUUCCAAGUCAAAGAACCUUACGAGAUUACAAGAAAUUCAUUAAACCAAAGACUGGAUUAAAUGAAGAAGUGAUCUUGGAUCUUGUUGACAAGACCAAGAGUUAUUUUGAUCUUGAAAGGUAUGUUGUGGUACUAAUAGAUGAAAUGAAGAUAAAGGCAAACCUUGUAUUUGACACUGGAAACUUGAUUGGGUUCACAGAUUUAGGAGACCCAGAACUAAAUUAUGGAACAAUUAAAAAAGUUGAUGAACUUGCUUCUCAUGCAAUGGUAUUUCUGCUGCGUGGUGUCUGUACUGAUCUUUGGUAUUCCUUUGCCUCAUUUGGGCCUCAAAGGGUUAGAUGUCAGGAGUUGAAAUUUUCUUGUUGUUCUGGGAGGCUGUCUGCAUCCUGGAAUGCACUUGCAACUUAUGGGUAAUUGCGGUUACAGCAGAUGGGACAGCACCUAACCGGCGCUUCUUCAGUUUGCACAAGAACAUGGAUGGGGAUUCUAAUAAGCCUGUCACCUACUGCACAAGGAAUUUAUAUUCACCUGAACAAUUUACUUUCUUUUUCUCAGAUGCCCCUCAUCUGAUUAAAACAGCACAAAACUGUCUUUAUCAAUCUGGCUCAGGAAAGACAAGGUAUUUAUGCAGGUUGUCCUCGCCCCUAAAACGAACACAAUCUUUGUUUCUGUUUUCCCUUAAAAGGAACAAUCUAUGCGUUUUUAACAUGUCCUCGCUACCAGUGGUUGUGGUUGUCUGUAGUAUUGGAAUGGCGGAUGGAGAGGACUGAAGCUUUGGCAGUAAGAGUCGAGCCAAGAAAGUUUUUCAGAAGCUUAAAAGUUGCUCAAAGAAGCAUUUUAAGAAAAAGAAAAAAUACCAUGUUGUUUGUGACUUCAGACAUCAGUCAACAUUCAGAUAUCAGACGCGGCGGAACCAUAAAGAGAGAGAAGCCUACGCUACAACGAAACAGAGAGGGUACAACACAAACGCAGGUAGACCCUGCGAAUCAGACUGGUUUGAGACAGAAGGUGAUGUUGCAGUUUUAUUGUAUUUACCUUUUCUAAACGACCUGCUGAGAGCACUCUCAAGGUCAUAAAAAUUGUAAUACCAAACAUGGGUACCACCCGUUCUAAUGGAUGUAGCUCAUUGUAUUCACUAGAUACAGUUAAUUUUGUAUUUUCUAGUCUACUAAAUAUUGAUGUACUCAUUUUUGUAAAUUUUAGGGUGCAAAUAUUUGCCUCUGCGCCAUUUCUCAUGUGUUUCAUGCGUAUCUUGUAUGUUCCAUAAGAUGGCUUUGAUCUUACUUAAGGCAUUUUAGGCAGCUUAAAUCUAAAUGUUGUAGGAUUAGGAACCUUCAUAGGGUUGUAGGAACCUUCAUAGACUCCCCUAUACUUUUCAUAGCAUCUCUUUGGGAGGCUGACAACUUCUUUUCCAGAUGUCUUCUUUUUUGUCUACUAGCAUUGGUGUAGCUGGUGUGGUUGCCUUUCUUUUACCAGUUUUAGGUGUUGAACAUUUGAACUCCAUAGUUGCACGGUAAUUUACUAGAGAGCUUAUUAAGUAGUCGAUCAUUGAUGGUGUCCACCUGAACGUCUUUUUUCUUUUGCUUUUUUCAGUUAUACCCCGGAUUACAUUUUCUGGUUCUAUUUCAGAGGAAGCCAUUUUGGAUAAACUUGUGUGUACUGCACAUGUGUUAAUGUUGAAUGUCCUGGCAAGUGCCCGGUCUUACCGGGAUGAUCUGAUGAUAUGGAAAAAAAACGUCUUGGUCAGGCGGGAUCCCGCUUUAUCAACAACGAGAUCCCGCUUGGGAAAAUUAUCUCGUCUAGCCGGGACAGGGGUGUUCUUGUCAUGUAAUUACAAAUUGGUUUUUACAAUGGUUUGACUGCAAGUGAAGGAUCUCGACGAACCUCCCGUCCCGGCUGAGCAGGACGUUUUCUCUCUUAUAAUCAAGCCCUAAAUUUGCAUUUUGAUCAGGAAAUUUAUCCCUUAUCAUCCAAACACAGCAAGAGGGAAUCACUUUCCCAUUAUGCUUUCCUAGCCUACCCCAGGCCCAUAGACAGUACUGGCGGUAAACUGUAAACCGCCAACAGGCAUUGUUGCUUCCGUCAAAGGGUAAUGAAGAUGGUCUGCAUUAUUACGUAUUGCCAACUCUAGGGUAGGCUUGAACAAGACAUGGUGCUCAAAGAGUGGGUAUUGGUGCCCAUAUUCUUUGUUCUUACAGCAAACUCUCUCUUUUUCUAGAGGCAUCUCCGUGCAUUCACCACAGACACACCACAAAGGACUCUUUUCAGAAACAGUGGACACAUCGAUUUGGACAGACAUUUCACUGACACGCUUCCAAAGGAGAUGGGACAUUUUGGCCAUAAGACAAAGGCGAUUUAUUACAUCAUCCUUCUCCAACCAAGCAUUGUUCCGGUAAAAGACGAUUUAAGCUAAGUGUCCUUUUCGAAUCUAUUACUUUGUUCCAAAUUUAAGCCCUAACAUAACCUGGAUAAAUGGAUCAAUGAAAAGCAAAUUUCUCCAAAACAUUUAGUUAUGCAGCAUUUUACUCAUUAUUUACUCAUUUGGCUUUUGUCAAUAACUUUUUUCGGCUAUAUUAUCUGAGACAUUCUUCCAUUAGCAUAAAACCUAAGGACAGCUUAAAAAAUCUGAUGACUAGAGUUAAAUCAUAUUUGAAUAUUGCUAUAAAGGUGAAAAAGAUGUUGAAAUUUUUUUUAGAAACAGCUUAAAAAGCAGAAUAUACAAAUAAAGUCUCUGUGCUUUGUAAAUAUAUACAUUCGCAAUAGCAAUUGACCAGGCAUGUGACUGUUCACCA